AUGUCCUACCUCUCCAAAGGCAAAAAAACGGCCCACGAUCCCCCGCCAACCCACCUCUCCGCCUCCCAUGCCUCGCUCACCGGCCCAUCAUCAUCAGCAGGGGGUCAAGCACCCCCGUCCGCAUCAGCAGCAUUCAUGACACCCACCUCCCUCGCCUCCCUCACCUCCCCAACCACCACAGGCUCAGCGGUGGCAGGAGGAAUCUCCCACCUCCCCUCCCAAGCCGGGCCCUCCUCCCACAUCACCCCGAGCGGCCUCAACAUCAACCUGCCGGUACCCGUCCCCUCCCUCCGCAGCCGCGAAUCGACCCGCACCACGGACCGCACCGACGCGCUCUGGGCCGAGAUGCAAGCCACGCUGGAGGCGGUGGAACUCACGGCCGGUGGUGGUGGUGGUGGUGGUGGUGGCGGCACCGGCGGCGAUGGCGCUUCCGCCCACACGAGCACGGCGCGCGUCUUUGGCCCCGACCACGAGCGCAAGCUGGACGAGCUGCGGGCGGCGCAGAUCGCGCUGGCGCAGGCGUGGGCGCGGAGCGAGGCGGACGACGCGAUCGAGACGACUGCUGCUGCUGCUGGUGCGAGUGCGUCGGUUGGGGGUGGGCUGGGUGCCGGGGACGGGGCGGCGGCGGGCGGUGUGUCGGAGGGCAGGAGUGUGGUUACGGAUGCGGCGGGGGGUGCGGGUGGGAAGAGUACGGUUGGGACCGGGAGUGCGAGGCCGGGGAGUAGUGGGCUUGGGAUGGGUGGUGGUGGUGGUGGUGGUGGUGGUGGGCAGGAGAGGGCGGGGGGGAAGAAGAUGGAGGAGGAGACUGAGGUGGAUAUCUUGCUGGCGAGGAAGAGGAGGGAGGCGAACGAUCGGUAUUUUCAGAGGGUCAAUCAGGGAGUGCUUGAUGUGGUUUCCAAGUUGGAGGAAGUAGCUAUUGCUAUGCGGGCGGUUGAGCAGGAGAGCAAGGAACUUUGGGGGGACGAUAAUGAGAGUAUCGCAGGAAGCACAAGGACUUGA
Messenger RNA from Chaetomium fimeti, 999 nucleotides. RefSeq lists its product as uncharacterized. The record is from RefSeq and is a predicted model, not a curated record. Lineage: Eukaryota; Fungi; Ascomycota; Sordariomycetes; Sordariales; Chaetomiaceae. The transcript has a single exon. The coding region runs from base 1 to 999 and encodes 332 amino acids.